AUGAAUCAAGAUGCCCCAAUAAUUGACAAUCCCUUACUACGGAAUAGAAGCCGUUCUUAUGAUCAUCGAAAUACAAGGAAUCAAUCGAAUACUUCUAGACAAACAUCAAAUAGGAAAGAAGAUCCACCGUCAGAAGAUCCGUCAGAAGAUCCGUCAGAAGAUAUUACUAACUUCAGUACACCAGAACCACUACACUCUGUCAAUGACAUAGAUUCAAACAGAAACCAAGAUAUCGAAAAUGACGAAAAGCGGCCCGAUCCAAUUGAUAAUCCAUAUUUGAAGUAUGCUAACUAUACGUCAUUAAUGUUGGAAAACAAAGGUUCCGUAGCCAGAGAUCAUGUAAGUAAAUUAUGCUUUAAUUACCCGUAAAUUCGAUAAAUACUGACAAACAAAUAUAGCUAGCAAAUGAAAGAACCUUUUUGGCUUGGACAAGAACCGCUCUGGCAUUCAUUUUGGUUGGUGUUGGUUUCACUCAAUUCUAUCGUCUUGAGCAAAGGACUGCUGCUGCUGCUGCGAAUGAUAUGAGAUUCGAAAUUCCUGAAGAUCGAAUACAUGGAACGUUUAAACAACUAGGUAAACCAUUGGGUACAUUAAGUUUUGCACUAGCUGCUAUAACGUUACUUUUUGGUGUUUACAGAUAUUAUCAAGUGCAGAUGAUGCUAACAAGAGAAUUUUAUCCUGCCACAAGAAUAACAGUCAUUGUAUUACUAAUAAUUAAUCUUGUCAUACUCAUAUUACUCUUGAUUUUAAACAUAAAGGUAACUCAGUAG
Messenger RNA from Debaryomyces tyrocola, 770 nucleotides. The record is from the annotation of a GenBank genome assembly. Lineage: Eukaryota; Fungi; Ascomycota; Pichiomycetes; Serinales; Debaryomycetaceae.